AUGGCUUUGAAACACGUUUUUCGAUACUCCUGGCCAGGACCUGAACCCCCUGAAACAAACGCCGAAUUGGCCGCAGCGAUGUGGGAGACACCUGGAUGGCUACUAAAUCACCAGCUUGCUGACCUUGCAAAUAGAAAGGCCGCGAGGAUCGCCACGCCAUACGUCGAGGGCGCUUCUCUACAACUUGAAAUCACGGAAAAUCACCAGGACUUACCUUUGCCUCGGGUGACCUCAGCAUCCAUUAUCAAGAUACUCGAUGUCACCAUGUCUUCGGUAAUGCGUGUUCUUCUUCGCCUGGACUCUGGCGAGACACUCGAGGCAGUUCUUAAGUUAUUUGAUCGUCGUUUCGGUGAAUAUCUUCGCAGCAACGGACGGGUACAUUGGCCUUAUAUGCGUAGGUCAGAAGAUGCGUUUGACUCCUUUGUAAGGCGUAAUGUCAUGGACCGUUUCAUCACAAAGCUACUCCGAGAACGAGAGAAGGCUCUGUUUAAAAAGCCGCCCUGUCAUUUUAUCUCCGAUGAUGACGACGAUGGCGAGGAAAAAGAUGACGACAUUGCCGGCGAAUAUGGAAUGGACAGAUUCGAAGCAGCUCUCUGGCAGGAGUGCGAAGACAUGUUUGACUACCGGAUGACUACUAUCCAGAUGGCUGGUGACCACUAG
Molecule: messenger RNA, 660 nt
Organism: Trichoderma gamsii
Lineage: Eukaryota; Fungi; Ascomycota; Sordariomycetes; Hypocreales; Hypocreaceae
Exons: 2
Coding region: 1-660 (219 amino acids)
Source: RefSeq, a predicted model, not a curated record